Molecule: messenger RNA, 1314 nt
Organism: Trypanosoma rangeli
Lineage: Eukaryota; Euglenozoa; Kinetoplastea; Trypanosomatida; Trypanosomatidae
Product: putative proteasome regulatory ATPase subunit 2
Exons: 1
Coding region: 1-1314 (437 amino acids)
Biological process (GO): proteasome-mediated ubiquitin-dependent protein catabolic process
Cellular component (GO): proteasome regulatory particle, base subcomplex
Molecular function (GO): ATP hydrolysis activity; ATP binding; proteasome-activating activity
Source: RefSeq, a predicted model, not a curated record
AUGGGGCAGCAGCUUCCAACGGAUGCAAAGCGGCAGCAGCAAAAGUGGCAGCCACCCGUGGCUUCUGACAUAGGCAAGAAGAAGAAGCGACACGGCCCGGACUCGGCGGCAAAGUUGCCAAAGAUAUAUCCAGUGAAGGCCUGCCUUCUCAAGCAGCUCCGACUGGAGAGAUGCAAAGACUAUCUGCUACUUGAGGAGGAGCUGCUUAAAACGAUUGGAGCACGGCGGGAGGCGCAAGAGAACCUGGAGGAGGGCGCCAUGUCACAUUAUGAGGCUGAGCUCAGUAAGGUGGACGCAUUGCGUGGGAUGCCGCUGGAGGUGGGUACACUUGAGGAGGUUAUUGAUGAUACACACGCCAUUGUAUCCACCACAGGAUCGGAGUAUUAUGUUCCUAUGCUUUCAUUUGUUGACAAGGAGAAGCUAGAGCUUGGCUGCAGUGUUCUACUGCAUGACCGCCAACACAAUAUUGUGGGUGUAUUACAGAAUAACGCUGAUCCACAUGUGAGUGUCAUGAAAGUGGAAAAAGCACCAGAUGAGACGUAUGCUGACAUUGGUGGCCUAGAGGAACAAAUUCAGGAAAUUAAGGAGGCUGUGGAGUUCCCGUUGUCCCACCCCGAGCUGUACGACGAGGUGGGGGUAAAACCACCGAAAGGCGUCAUACUUUACGGGGUACCUGGCACUGGAAAGACACUCCUUGCCAAGGCGGUGGCGAAUCAAACGAGUGCGACGUUCCUGCGUGUGGUAGGGUCUGAACUUAUUCAAAAGUAUUCAGGUGAGGGACCAAAGUUGGUGCGGGAGUUGUUCCGUGUGGCAGAGGAAAACAGCCCUUCGAUUGUCUUUAUUGAUGAAAUUGACGCCAUUGGUACCAAACGAUACGACACCGACAGCAGCGGGGCGAAGGAGGUACAACGCACCAUGCUGGAGUUAUUGACACAACUUGAUGGAUUUGACAGCUGUAAUGAUGUAAAGGUCAUUAUGGCGACAAAUCGUAUUGAGACACUUGAUCCGGCGCUUAUUCGCCCUGGUCGUAUUGACAGAAAGAUUGAGUUUCCCUUUCCUGACGAGAAGACGAAAAAAAUGAUUUUUGAGAUUCAUACCAGUCGUAUGUCGCUAGCAGAGGAUGUGGAUAUUUCUGAGUUUAUCCACGCCAAGGAUGAAAUGAGUGGGGCGGACAUUAAAGCCAUAUGCACGGAGGCCGGUUUGUUGGCGUUGCGAGACCGGCGCAUGAAGGUGUGUCAGGCGGACUUCGUCAAGGGCAAAGAAAAUGUGCAGUACAGGAAGGACAAGAGCAGCUUCUCAAAGUUUUACCUCUGA